Messenger RNA from Hibiscus syriacus, 1190 nucleotides. Its product is annotated as probable WRKY transcription factor 27. The record is from RefSeq and is a predicted model, not a curated record. Gene Ontology annotation, cellular component: nucleus. Gene Ontology annotation, biological process: regulation of DNA-templated transcription. Lineage: Eukaryota; Viridiplantae; Streptophyta; Magnoliopsida; Malvales; Malvaceae. The transcript is spliced from 3 exons. Gene Ontology annotation, molecular function: transcription cis-regulatory region binding; DNA-binding transcription factor activity. Bases 51 to 1190 code for a protein of 379 amino acids.
UUUUCUAUCUUCUUUCCUUUCCGCCUACGUUGAUUUUGUGCAUACCAAAAAUGGCUACUGCUGACUGGGAUCUUUACGCGGUGGUGAGGAGUUGUUCGUCCACCGUCAACAGGGCCAGCUCCGCCGUAGGAAGCGACGGUUGCCACGAGGACCCUUUGGCUUGUUUGGUUUCAUUGACGUUUGAGGAAGAAGAUGACCCGUUUGCAUUUCCUAUUCCAAGUAAAAGUGGUUCUUUACAAGAAUCUCACGAACCCUUUUGGAACCCCACCACCAUGGGCACUUAUCGAGGCAGAGAUCCAAGCUUUUCGAGGCCUGUUGACGGAGGAUCCAGUGGCCAACAUCAUCAGAUACAACAGCAGCAGCAGCAACAACAAGAAGAAGAACAAGAACAACCCACCAUUAGGACGAGCCCAGCUGCUCCUGUUUUCACUUCCGGCCAAUUUGUAAACCAGCGACAACCACAGCCGCUGCAGUUGAAGAAACGAGCUCAACAGCACGAGGUUCCAAGAACAAGAAAGAGGAAGAAUCAGAAGAGAAUCGUUUGCCGUGUAACGGGUGAGAAUCUAUCUUCAGAUCAAUGGUCAUGGCGAAAAUACGGACAAAAGCCCAUCAAAGGUUCCCCCUAUCCAAGGCACUACUACCGGUGCACCAGCUCAAAAGGGUGCUCAGCGAGAAAACAAGUCGAGCGUAGCAAUUUCGAACCCGACACCUUUAUCGUUACCUAUACGGGCGACCACACUCACUCUUGGCCCUCUUACCGGAACUCGCUCGCCGGCAGUUCUCGAAGAAACAGGUUAUCGACCAUUCGAAAGGCCGCUAAUGCUUCCUCCACCUCUUUGAUCUCUCCAACGAUACCACUUUCGGCUUCUGAAGACGGCGCUAACGCCGGCAACGUGUAUAACGCAGGUGAUAAUGGAGUUAAAAAAGGUGAAACCGUUAACACCAUGGCUCUCCAAACGUUUCCCGACGUAGAGAACGAUGAUGAUAACGAUGUUAUUUUGAUCCCCAACGUGCAUGUUAAUGAAUAUCUUCUCAAUGGGUUGGGAGAACUCAUUGGCGGUUCCGGCGGUGGCAGUAAUAGUAUUGGUAGUGGAUUAGGACCCAACUGGCCAGCCUUCCGUGGUCAAUUUCCUUCUCCGGGUACCGGUAACUCUGCCUCAAGCGCCGGAGCCGCCGCUGGUCGUGAGUGA